This is a messenger RNA of Mugil cephalus (flathead mullet), 2747 nucleotides long. It is a transcript of the gene cenpi, whose product is annotated as centromere protein I. Bases 106 to 2361 code for a protein of 751 amino acids. Gene Ontology annotation, cellular component: kinetochore. The record is from RefSeq and is a predicted model, not a curated record. Lineage: Eukaryota; Metazoa; Chordata; Actinopteri; Mugiliformes; Mugilidae. The transcript has 21 exons.
GCGCAGGCGCAGGACAAACGGUCGCGCGGAAGGUUUGAGUUUUGUUUUUUGAAUGGCUGAAGACGGAAAGGACCAUACUGUUUUUUAAAGUUUAGCAAUGUUGAAAUGGCAGCAACACAAAACCUUUCGGAUUCGGACCAGUCGUCCCUAAGCGACCGUUCGGCUCCAGGCCGGAGCUGGAACAGAAGUUUGAGAGUCGCGGAAAACAAGAGGAAGAAGAACGAGGCGGAGGACCCAUUUGUUCUGGCCCUGAAGUAUUUCUCUGACGUUGAAGCAGGAACUCCUGUGACCGGCAACGAUGAGUUGGAGAGGAACCUGGAGCUGGUGGAGAAGGUGGCCUUCAGUAGGGGACUUUCCCCAGAGGCCAUUUCUGUCAUGCUGGAGUUUGCCAUGAGCCUCCGUAUGGAUGUAGAGGGACAGAAUUUUUCCGAUCAUACAUCAAGCAAAUGUGCUCCUUGGUCAGGAAAUGCUCCAUGUGUCCGGGUGCUGAAGUGUCUGAUUCCUGCCACUGUGGUGCCACAGGAAGCUGUUGUCCGAGCAGUGGGUUGGCUGGGUGUUGGGAAAAUACCUAUCACCACUCAGGUUCUUUUUAUAAAGUGGGUGUUGACUGUGUUCGACAUGGUGGACGCAAAAGAUCAGCUCAGAGCUAUUUAUGGCUUCAUCUUCAGCUUUGUCACAGAGGAAAAUCUGUGCCCCUUCAUCUGCCACCUGUUGUACCUUUUGACCAGAAAAGAAAGCGUGCGAGUCUUCAGAGUCAGGAAGCUGCUGGAGCUACAGUCUAAACUGGGACGCCAGCCUUUCCUCCUGCACCUCCUCUCUCUCUACAAAGUGUUUUGCCCUGAGCUAGUGACGCUCUCCAUCCCAUCACAAAUGAAGAGUGGGUUUAAGAACCACAUGUCCCCCUGGAAGUCAGCGCUGAUAGCCGUCCAGAAGAGGAACGGUUCACAGGUUGCUUCCAACAUGGGUCUGGUCUUUACGAAUAAGGAUAAGAGCAACUCUAAGAAAAGGAAACAUUGCCACCUGGAAUUGCCGCCAUUGAGGUCUGUGGUGAACAAAGAGGCUCAGACCAACUCCAGCAGAAAGGUGGUCCCCCUGGUGCAGCUCCGCACCUUUGCUCAGCUGCUGGAAAAUAUGCAUUGCAUAGAGCUGCCUGCUCAGAUGGGCUCACUGCUGGGUUCCAGUCUGGCCCUGCAUUACCUGGACUGUGUACAAGAUGAGUCUGCCCUCCUACGCCUCAAUUUCUGGCUGGGCUACGCUCUCCACGAAGAGCUUUUGUUCUGUGCCGACGGAGGAGCCGGCCAGGACACAGAGGAAACCCUCCAGUUUCUGAAUAGGUUGCUGUCGUCGCAGCACUUUCUCCAGGAGGGGUUUUCCAGCUCCGAGGCCUUCCUCUACAAAUUCCUCAGUGUGUGGGAUGGUGCCCUGCUCUGUCCACAGGUCCUGGGCCUGCUGAGCAACAUCCCCGUCGUCCCGAGUUCCCAAAUCGGGAGACUUCUGUUUGAGCCUCUUAUGCAGCUCUUCCUGACGUCCUCGCUGUUCUUCAAGUGCGGACUGCUGGAGUGUCUCAACACUAUGCUGUUGAAGUGGCUGACCUGGCACUCGGUCUACGCUCUGGAGGACGACCUGGACAUCAGCCUCAACAGCCACACCUCCAUAAACAUGACGCUGUCGGGCUUCAAGGACUCUGUGAUGGAGCUGGUUCACUUCGUGGGUCGACUGGCCACUGUUGGCCUCCAGCUCGAGGGCUACCACUCUCUCCUACUCAACUUCACCCUGGGCUUCUACGAGACGGUGUGUGACACAUUUCAGAAGUAUGGGCUCCCCCUCGUGAUUAUACCUCCAGCUGGAGUUUUUUACCCGGCUCUGUUUUCCACCGACCCUGUCAGCGUGGACCGACUGGCCUACAUCAUGCACAGGUACAAAGUGAACUUGGCAUCAGCAAAGAACCAAGAGAAACUGACAGAGCAGGCCUUCCACAUCAACCGGCAGACUUACUGCGAGUUCAACAACUACUUGGUCAUCAUGGUCAACUGCCUGUGGAACUCCAAAAUGUUUCAUCCAGCGAUGGGUCUGCAGCUGGGAGACGAGCUGCUGCUCAAGAGCAGCGUCCCACAACACUGGGAGCGCUUCAACCUCAUCCACCAUCCGGCCUUCAUGAGCUACGCUGUUGACUUCCACCAAAAGUGUUGGCCAGAGAAAAAGAACAUGGACCUCAGCUCUAUAACGCACUCCAAACCAUGGAGCUGGUACCUGGAGUAUCUGUUCACUCAGGGCUUUGACGGCCUAAAACACUUUUUUAAGAGUAACAUCAUCCGGCAGCGGACAACAGGCGAAGGACAGGAGGAAACGCAGCAGAGCUAGAAACUCAACUCAGUUGAGAACAAACUGCAAGAAAAACUUGCAUCUUGCAUUUUUUUUUAAAGACUUGUAUAUAUUUCAUUUCUUCCCAGCCUGCUGUUUGCAAAACGCCUGAAUAUCUUUUUAUGUACAUAGUUUUUUCUCUUUAUUAUAAUUAUUUUUACUUAUAGUGCUGUCCAGUCUACAAUAACAGACCACAAUACUCCUUAGUGUUGUUUUCAUGUGCAGCUUGGCUUCUGCAAAAAAAUGGCUCUUGCACAUUGUUGAAAAUAAAUAAGUGUAAGACUUUUACUUGAGAAGCAAAUAAAAUGAACCAGUUUUGUCUUUAUAACAUUCACAAUUAGUCACCGUUUGCAGGACACACAUUAAAAUCUUGCCCUUGGACACUA